Sphaeramia orbicularis (orbiculate cardinalfish) is the source of this 908-nucleotide messenger RNA. RefSeq names its product TLC domain containing 3A (gene tlcd3a). Gene Ontology annotation, cellular component: membrane; endoplasmic reticulum. Bases 59 to 625 code for a protein of 188 amino acids. The record is from RefSeq and is a predicted model, not a curated record. The transcript has 3 exons. Lineage: Eukaryota; Metazoa; Chordata; Actinopteri; Kurtiformes; Apogonidae. Gene Ontology annotation, biological process: lipid homeostasis.
UCUUUUUUCCAGACACUGGCUGGCGACCUACUUCGUUAUCUGGUACGGCGUUCCCUACAUGACGUACGACAUCUUCGCCAUGUACCUCAGUCACUACUACCGCUUCCGGGUCAAAGGUCACGAGGAGUACAAGUGGCACUCGCUCACCACCGUCAACUCCUUUGUGCGCAAAGAGUUCCUGCUGGUGCUGCAUCACAUCGCACUGCUGACCAUCCUGCUGCCUGUCACACUGUUCUUCAGACAGGACCAGGGGGACUUCUUCAUCGGCUGCUUGUUCCUCACUGAGCUGAGCACGCCCUUCGUGUCCCUGGGAAAAAUACUGAUUCAGCUCAACCUCCAGGACCGCUGGCUGCACAAGGCCAACGGCGGCAUGGUGCUCUUCACCUUCUUCGUGUGCCGCAUCGCGCUCUUCCCCUUCAUGUACUGGAUGUACGGACGUCACUACGCCAUCCCGCUCUACAGCGUGCCCUUCCACCUGCCGCUGUCCGCUAACCUGGGAAACUGCUGCAUCCUGGCGCCACAGGUCUACUGGUUCGUCCUGCUGUGUCGAAAGGGCUACCGUCUGUACAAACGCAGCCGCGGGACCGACGCGUCUGCCGCCGCCCACGCUUCGAAGGACGACUGACCGACUGACGGGUCACUGUGGACCGGCUCCAACCGCACACUGGGCUACUAAUGCUAACUCCUCCUGCAGAUGCACUAGUUUGAACACAUUUGAAACCCCACUGUCGUACUGGAACACACCAGGACUGCCUGCUGUCCUCCCAAAACUCCUGGACAUCUUUUUCUGCACACUUUAACGCCUCUUAAACGCAGCACUGCUGCACCACUGGACCUCUGCACCAAUCCAGAUAUGCUACUACUGAAGUUUGUGGUUUUUCAUGAGGGUGGUGGUGGUGGUGGUGGUG